AUGGGGAUUCCGGAGCUUUCUGGGCCUGCAGAGCUGUACUACGACGAGGAGCAGUCCCUGAGGUACACGCAGAACAGCCGAAUAGUUUACAUCCAGAAGGAGCUUACACAAAGGUGCCUUGAACUGCUUGAUGCAAAGGACGGGGGAUUGGUUCUAGACGUUGGGUGUGGGUCUGGGCUUAGCGGAUCUGUUCUUAGCGAGAGCGGCUACCCAUGGAUCGGUGUUGACAUAAGCAUGGAAAUGCUGAAGCUGGGGAUGGAGAGAAUGGAAGGGGCUGGGUACAUAAGGAUGGACAUGGGGGAAGGGCUACAAUUCCAACCCGGGACGUUUGAUGGGGUGAUUAGUGUCAGUGCAGUCCAAUGGUUAUUCCAUUCAUACUCAUCUGGCGACCACCCUGUGCGCAGGAUCAGGACGUUUUUUACGACUCUCUACUCUGUCUGCAAGCCUGAUGCCCGGUGCGUGCUUCAGUUCUAUCUGAAAAGCCAGGGCCAGAUCGAGAUGCUGAAGAGUGAAGCGAUCAGAGCAGGAUUUGGAGGCGGAGUACAGAUAGACAAUGAGGGGACGAGGAAUGUCAAGAGCUUUCUGGUGCUUACGCUGAGCGGAGGGGCGAGGAUCAAGAAAGAGAAGAAGAGGGGGACGGGACGGAUAGAUAGGAUUCUCCGAAGAAAGGAAAAGCUGAGGCUCCGAGGGGUGUGUGUGCCCAGAGACACCAAGUAUACUGGUAAGAGAAGGUCCAAGAGAUAA
This is a messenger RNA of Encephalitozoon cuniculi GB-M1, 744 nucleotides long. Its product is annotated as 18S rRNA (guanine1575-N7)-methyltransferase. Gene Ontology annotation, molecular function: rRNA (guanine) methyltransferase activity. Gene Ontology annotation, biological process: rRNA (guanine-N7)-methylation. Gene Ontology annotation, cellular component: nucleolus. Lineage: Eukaryota; Fungi; Microsporidia; Unikaryonidae. The record is from RefSeq and is marked provisional. The coding region runs from base 1 to 744 and encodes 247 amino acids. The transcript has a single exon.